CUAUAGAAGUUUUAGACGUAGUUACCGAAAAAACAUAUAUUGGUUAAAACAUAAAAUAUUUAAACUAAACGUCGUAUUAAUUGGCGUACUUAUUGUAUAGCAAGACUCGAAAAUAUAUAUGUGUAAGCAAUAUAUGCGAUAAAAUUGAUAACUAUAUGUGAAAAAGCCGAAAAUAUAAAUAUUAUGGAACAUCAAAAGACAAACACAGAAGAAAAGCCAUACCAGUGUGAUGUGCGUGAUAAAACGCACACGGAAGAGAAGCCAUACCAGUGUAACAUUUGUGACAGAUCGUUUACUCAAAACUGUAGUAUGAUACGUCAUCAGCGAACUCACACGGGAGAGAAGCCAUACCAGUGUGACAUUUGUAGCAAAUCGUUUACUCGUCGCUCUAAUUUGAUACUUCAUCAACGAAUGCACACAGGAGAGAAGUCAUACCAGUGUGACGUUUGUGCCAAAUCGUUUUCUCAUCGCACUAAUUUGAUGCUUCAUCAGCGAACUCACACGGGAGAGAAGCCAUACCAGUGUGACGUUUGUGGCAAAUCGUUUUCUCAUCGCACUAAUUUGAUGCGUCAUCAGCGAACUCACACGGGAGAGAAGCCAUACCACUGUGACGUUUGUGGCAAAUCGUUUAAUCAAAUCUGUAAUAUGACGAGUCAUCAGCGAAUUCACAUGGGAGAAAAGCCAUACCACUGUGACGUUUGUGGCAAAUCGUUUACUCGAAACUAUAAUAUGAUGCGUCAUCGGCGAACUCACACGGGAGAAAAGCCAUACCAGUGUGACAUUUGUAGCAAAUCGUAUACUCGUCGCUCUAAUUUGAUACUUCAUCAACGAAUGCACACAGGAGAGAAGUCAUACCAGUGUGACGUUUGUGGCAAAUCCUUUAAUUGUCGCACUGGUUUGAUACUUCAUCAGCGAAUGCACAUGGGAGAGAAACCAUACCAGUGUGAUGUUAGUGGAAAAUCGUUCACUCAGAAUAUUCAAAAAUAGCACAUCAUCGAACUCAGAGAGCAGUAGUAGCGUAAUUAGGAAAUUGUUCUGGGGAACAAUUAGCUUUUGUCUAAAUAUUUUAUUUUUUGGUUGGGGGCUGAGCCCCCGGCACCUAUUUGCACCAUGAUGUACACAAUUUAAGAAUUAUAAUAAAAAAGAAUACAUAUUAACAUCA
This is a messenger RNA of Aphis gossypii (cotton aphid), 1162 nucleotides long. RefSeq names its product zinc finger protein 436-like. Gene Ontology annotation, biological process: regulation of immune system process; regulation of cytokine production; negative regulation of transcription by RNA polymerase II. The coding region runs from base 184 to 987 and encodes 267 amino acids. The record is from RefSeq and is a predicted model, not a curated record. Lineage: Eukaryota; Metazoa; Arthropoda; Insecta; Hemiptera; Aphididae. The transcript has a single exon.